This is a messenger RNA of Coturnix japonica (Japanese quail), 3332 nucleotides long. Lineage: Eukaryota; Metazoa; Chordata; Aves; Galliformes; Phasianidae. The record is from RefSeq and is a predicted model, not a curated record.
UUGGCGUUAAGUAUUGCAUUAACAAAUCUCUUCCCGGGAAGGUGAAGCCCCAUUUUAGAGGUCUCGAUAGGAUUGAGGGAGAUGUUGGAAGUUCAUUAAGCGAUGCUAAGCGGCGUUGCCUGAGUGCAGGCAGUCCCUGGGGAGGGUCCCUGGGAUGGAUACCGGGAUUUGGGGUCUCGGUGCUGAUGCUCCGGGAAGGUGGAAUCAGAGGUUCCCCCACGCUGCAGAGGGAGCGGGGAUGCUCAUCCCCAGGGCUGGGCGGUGUGAGGGAUGCUGCGGUCGGUAGCUUUCUAAUGCUUGUCUCUAUACCUAUUCCUAUUUCUAUUCCGACCUCUAUCCCUAUCCCGACUUCAUGCCCUUGAAACAUCGUUUACCACUCUUCCCGUUUCUUCCCCCAAAAGAGCUGUGCUUAAUGCUGUCAUCUGCUCAGCAUUAAGCUAGAGAGCUCAGGCUGAGUGCUCACUUAAAGCACCCAUAACCACCAGAAGGACCAAAAAGUCCCUAAUAACAAGGUGGGGCUGUGUGGGGGGAGUCUCGCUGUACACCUCCACUCUCCUUCAGCUCUCUGGUUCCCAUCGGGAUUUUCUCUGAAAAUUCGAGCAAAAGGAAACAAAGCGUUGAAGUAAAUACGGGACUUUCUGCUGGCUCUUGUUCUUUUCUCUCUGCAAAGUUCCUCUUUUCAUACCUUUUUUUCCCUUAGGAAACGCGACUAGGAGAUCCCUAUAUAGGGAAUAGGAGGGAGGUGGGAACCGAGAGGUGUCGUAGGAAAACGCAUUUCGUGGCUUCGGAAGCGCACAAAACAAUCCUUUAAAUAUUACAUAUCGUCCCAGGAUGGGGACGGAGCUGCUCUUUCCUUGCGGGGGACGCGGGCGGGCUGGCUCUGGUAACGUCCCCAUACUCGUUUCAUCGCACACCGGGAGACGUAGGACAUCGGUGUGAGCCGAACCCCCGGGGCCGAGCAGCUCUGCCCGCCAGAAGUUGGUGGAUUCUGCUCUGCAGCUGGUGGAUUCUGCUCUGUAGUGCUUCUUUUGGACCAGAAAAAUAAUAGCCCCGCGUGAGAAUCCCAGGUUGGCAAAUGGUUUAACGCUACUUUUCUCUGAGGUUUACAUGAUGAGUGACAGACUCUUAAGCAACCUGGAUAAACUCCUGCUUGAAUUUGUUUUCCAGCUAAAACAAACUUCUUAUGCAAAGGAACAUGUAAAUCAACAGAUAAACUUGUAUUCUUCAAAAAUCACGGAAAAAAGGAAUGAAAUUGCGAGACUGCAGGAAAAUAUAAAUAACUGCAAUGAUGCAAUUGCUGAUUUACGCAAGCAAAAUGAGAACAGUAAGGACAGCUGUAACGUCUGGAAGCCCACAUAUGCAAUUCUUAGCAAGCAUGAAGAAUAUUUGAAGAAUGAACUUGAAGUUUUACAAGAAGCCACUGAAAAUGAGAGGAAAAUGUAUCAAGAUUACAUCAUCCAGUAUAAAGAGACUCUGAAGCAACACCGUGAAAAAUAUGCAGAAACUGCCCUUGCACAGGAAUAUUACAAAAAAAAGAAAGAGCUUGAGGAAAUCCAGAACAGAAUUCAGAAACGGUCUGAACAAUAUAAAUUGAAAGAAGAUGCUAACUUGGACAUUCUUGAGCCUGCUCCUUUUAAAUCCAUUAAUGACUGGGCUAUAUAUAUUGCUUCUUUGAGGCAAAAAACACAGGAAAUGUUAAAGCUUGCUGAAACUGCUACACGAGAAUCAGCUGAACUAGAAAAAGAAGCAGACGAAUUAGAAAUGAAAAUUAAUUAUUUAAAAAAGACAUUUGAGGAAACCGCGGAAAAACAAAAUAAUUCAGGAAUGAUUGAAGGAAAAAAUCUGAAAAGUCUGGAGAAACCGAAGGAAUUUAAAGAAAGGGUAUUUGAAGAGAGUGAACAUCCUUCUUUGUUACAUGAGAAACAUCAACUGUGCAAACCAUUGCAGCUCCCAUGCAUUCCUCGGAAAUCAGUCCAGUCUUUACAGACUACCAGAUUCUCUAUGCAGCGAACAGAAACAGGGAGAGAAGAAAAAGAAGAUCCUAUGGAACAAUCCAUCUCUACUAGCAGUUCUUCCAGCCAUGCAGAAAAUCCAUCACAGAUGGUUAGUGGCUCUGCUGUGACUGCUAAUCUGCAAGUUGCCCAAGUUCCAUCAAUAGCAAGUUUUCAAAGCCAAACACAGUUCAGACUGCUACGGCCUCCAAAGCAAGUGACUACUAAUCAACAGUUUGAGAGUGAAAAAAGUGGAGUAGAAGACCAAGAGGCCAAAUGUGAUGAUAAAGAAGCAGGAGAUGAGCCUAAGGAUUCUUCUUACAUACCUCAAGACAUACAUACGUAUUUUAAGCCAAACGAGAAUAAUCCUGACACAGCAGCAGAAGGUUCAGAACAUUUUCUACAAGCACCUAAAACACCUGACUCAAAGGGGAAGAAAACCCAGUUUUCUAAAACACCUCCAUUUGACUUCAUUCACAACGUGGGUUGUGAAGAAGCAACAUCAAAAUCUCCUGCUUUCUUUUCUUUUUUGGGCAUCUCCCAGAAGUCACCUGGCUUUAAUUUGUUUGAUUCUUCUGUAUUUGGGGCAGAAAAUUCAUCUGAUGAGAUAGAUGAAAGUUAUUCUGUGGGAAACUUGAACCCCAUAUCACCACAUAAAGAUUUUGGAAGCUUAUUUGGGAAAUCAGAAAGUGAGGACACAUUUGCCUUUCCCUUCCCCUUGGAAUCAACUUCUCAUGCUUUUGGAGAUGGCAAAGAUGACUUCAGUUUUCCAUUUGCAUUUGGACAAGAUCAGAGAUCAUCGCAGUCUCCUUCUGUGAAAGGUUUUCAUUCUUCUUUGCAAAAUGCGAAGCCAUCUACAUUCUUUUGAAUACGUUUAACUUCCUUUUAAAUUCUUUUCCUACUUAGCCUUGACAGAUGUUUCCGUUUUCAUAAGUUAAAGUACAAAGCAUUUCACCUUCUUUCAUUUCACUUUAGAACACAUUACUGCAAUUGCUGCAAGAGCACGUGUGCGUUCAUCAAGUGCAUGCUUUGAGAUGCAGCUUUUAUUUUUCUUAUUCAUUUUCUGAAUAUGUUGUUUUCAUAAAAUGUUAUGAUAUGUUCUACCUAAACUGUCUCUGAGAAGCAGAAGAAAUGUCAUUUUAAGACAGCAUGAGGAAUAAUUAUUUCAUCAUCUGUGAGAGCAUCCAAACUUCUAGAUGAGUGUUUAUAAUCUCUGACUUAAGCUUUAGUAAAAGUAACUGUUUAUUGUUCUGGACGAAGCUGAAUAUGAGUUACUGUUCUUAUAUUGGUUAUCUGUUACAAAGUUCUUGAAAUAAACAUUUUCUUUAAUUUUAUGUAAAA